AUGGGGCCCCCGGGCAACAGGGGAUCAUGGGGCCCCUGUGUCCUUGCCCAAACUCAAAAAAGCCUAUGAAAAAGGUACCCGGGGCAUCUCAUGGGCCCCCUACUGACCCUGGGCCCUCGGGUAGUGUCCGAGCUUCCAAAUGGCGGGGUCCAAAGGUUAACAGGCGAAAUGCAGUGGUGCCAACAGGGACGGACUGACAACUCAUAGGGCCCCCGGGCAAUAGAGGAUCAUGGGGCCCCUGUGUCCUUACCAAAACUCAAAAAAGCCUAUGAAAAAGGUACCAGGGGCAUCUCAUGGGGCCCCCUACUGACCCCGGGCCCUCGGGCAGUGCCUGAGUUUCCAAAUGGUCAGUCUGCCCCUG
Molecule: messenger RNA, 361 nt
Organism: Staurois parvus
Lineage: Eukaryota; Metazoa; Chordata; Amphibia; Anura; Ranidae
Source: the annotation of a GenBank genome assembly